CUCGUCUAUUUAAGGUGAAUUCAUGCAGGGAAAUUGAUAACUGCGUAGUACUUUAUAUCACUUCAGAAACAUGGGCGUAUUCUAAAAUGCUCGAAACUGUGCCGUAUUGGUGUGGAUGUUUUCGUAAUAAUUGCCUCUUUAAAUUAGAAAAUGUUUUGCAGCAUAUAUCUUGAAUUAUCAAUUUCCAAACAGAAAUCUGAGAGAUCAGGUAAAAUGUAAGAUAUGACAACCUAAAGCCUUUGAUUGAGGAAUUGUGCGCUACUCUCUCACUAUCUCUCUCUUUUAUCAUAUAUCAGUUAAUACACGACUUUGAAGGUGAUACAGAAUAGAUAUCUCGCUUUUAAUAUGCACAAAUUCAAGAUGUAUAUCGAGUUCUUUUUGUUUCUUGUUAUGCUUAAUAAAUAUGUCAUGGGGGAUAUAACAUUUAGAAGACUUGAAAACGAGGAUCCAGAUGAAAAUGCUAUAGAGACAAACCCGAAAGAAAGAUAUGAACUGGAAACUAUAAAAACAGAAAUUUCGGAUUUAAAGGAAUUAAUGAAGCAACAGAUAACAUACCUUCGGAUUUUAUUGACAUGGCAUGAAAAAUUGGAGGCUGAAAAUUCAAAAUGGCUGAAGAGAUACAAGAGCACCAGACGAUACCUUAGAAAGAUGAACCGAUCUCAUCAAUGCAAAGAUUCUAAAGAGGACCCGUUGAAUGUAAUAAAGCUUCACAGUCAUCAGCUAUCCACGACUUAUAAUGAACAUAAUGUAUUCGGAGAGUCGAGGGAAACAAGCGACCCUAACGCAAUGGAACAAGAGGACCAUUCUGGUGCAGAAGCUAACGACCAGGAAAAUGCUACAAAGGAGGAACCUCCAGUGGUCGUCAGUGGAGCAACUCUGGGCUUUUAUGACUUAGAAGUCGAUCUCACCAGUGGAGCUUACAUUGGUAACCAAGCAGGCAUUUCCUGGGUAUCAAAGAUUAGUAAAGGAAUUCAAGAAAAAUGUGGACUACAGGGCGUGGUUAAAAUGGAAUUUCCACCUAUAAGUGAUGGGGUACAGGGAACCAUAAUGAUUGACAUGUGGUUUGAUACUCCUUCUGAAUGGGUUUUCAACAUUGGAGAUUCGGCAGCAAAUGAUGGCUUAUCUGGUGAUGGUAAUUAUCAAGAAAACGACAGCGAAGCAGAGGGUUACAAUCACGUGUUUACAGUUUAUGGAAGUGACAAGAGUCAGACCUUUGACAAAGUAUUAUUUACAGCUAAUAACGCUUUACAAACAAAUCUGACUGUUUUGGUUACGAAUGAAGAAAUAUCCUGGAAAUCUUGGGAAAUAGACGAAUCUAGUCAUUUUAAAACUAUGAAUAACACUUCUUUAUUUGCGUUAAAGGGGCAAACGGAUUCUCAAGGUGCUGUAAACUAUGAUAUUUAUUUCAGUAUGAAUAGGGUUAUAGCUGGAAAUUAUCGCUCUGGUUCUGGUUUGUGUAAGGUGGCUUUUAAAUGGCUACAAGCUAUGUGACAAACGUACACCUCAAACACUCCAUACGACAUAACGAAGUCUUAUGCUUAUAUGGUUGCCCUAGCGACGGAUGAACUGGUAUCAGAUUUUAGUAUUUUUCUCGUUCUGGUUGUUCAUUAAUAAAAAAACUAUUUUAAAUCCAACU
Molecule: messenger RNA, 1636 nt
Organism: Lottia gigantea (owl limpet)
Lineage: Eukaryota; Metazoa; Mollusca; Gastropoda; Lottiidae
Exons: 4
Coding region: 346-1491 (381 amino acids)
Source: RefSeq, a predicted model, not a curated record